GCCGUUAAAUCAAUAAUGAAACAAACGGUGCCGUUUAAAGGAACUCAUCAGUCUAUUCGGAUCUCAUCCUCGAAACAGAAACUUCAAUGUUCAGAUAGCUACUCCUCGCGAAGAAAACAUCUCAACUCAGGCUCGAUCAGUAGCAGAUUCAAUACUUUGCUAAGGAAGCACAUGAGGCAUUCGGUUAAUCGUCCGCCAACACCAGACGCACGGGAUGAUCAAGAUCAAGAGCCCACGCUUCAAGAAAUUAUCAACAUCAAGUUGAUUGAGAGUGGGGAAAAGGAACGACUGAUGGAGCUUCUGAGGGAAAGGCUCAUAGAAUGUGGGUGGAAGGAUGACAUGAGAGCUCUUUGCAGGGCAUUUAUAAAGAAGAAGGGGAGCAAUAAUGUUACUGUGGAUGACCUAGUGCAUGUGAUUACUCCAAAAGGCAGAGCUUCAGUUCCUGAUUCUAUAAAGGCUGAGCUGUUGCAAAGAAUUCGAACCUUUCUCGUUUCAGUUGCUCUUUGAUAUACAUUAUCAGCUUGAUAUGACGUGUGCUUGAAGAUUUAGGAAAGUCAUAAUCCUUAUGUUGAAUGAAAUACAUUGUAAGAUUCGUUGGCUGAGAGGAUAAAAGUGACAUUUACAAAUAGAAGCAUGUAACGGGAUCAAGGAAAAAGAUGUUUCAUGCUGCAAUUUAAGAAAGUUCAACAUUCUGUAUCAGCUAUGUAAAAAAGCUUAUAAUAUAAAAUUUGAAGAACAAUUUCGUCUUGUA
Messenger RNA from Cornus florida, 751 nucleotides. Its product is annotated as transcription and mRNA export factor ENY2. Gene Ontology annotation, biological process: poly(A)+ mRNA export from nucleus; regulation of transcription by RNA polymerase II; positive regulation of DNA-templated transcription. The transcript is spliced from 5 exons. Gene Ontology annotation, molecular function: transcription coactivator activity; chromatin binding. Gene Ontology annotation, cellular component: DUBm complex; SAGA complex; nuclear pore. The record is from RefSeq and is a predicted model, not a curated record. Bases 16 to 507 code for a protein of 163 amino acids. NCBI's taxonomy places the organism in Eukaryota, Viridiplantae, Streptophyta, Magnoliopsida, Cornales, Cornaceae.